This is a messenger RNA of Benincasa hispida (wax gourd), 1387 nucleotides long. RefSeq names its product S-adenosyl-L-methionine-dependent methyltransferases superfamily protein. The record is from RefSeq and is a predicted model, not a curated record. Lineage: Eukaryota; Viridiplantae; Streptophyta; Magnoliopsida; Cucurbitales; Cucurbitaceae. Gene Ontology annotation, molecular function: O-methyltransferase activity; RNA methyltransferase activity; snRNA binding. Gene Ontology annotation, biological process: snRNA modification.
AGGGGUGAAAAAGAAAAUGGAAAAGACGAAAAAUGAGCUACAUACGCGCCGCCACGGUUUUGCCGCGAAAAUUGGGAAUAACAUAACAGUCGUUAGUAGAAGCUGCCUAACCCUAGACAUAUUACUUCUUCGCUGCCGCCGCUUAUUCUGCCGGAAAUUUACUAUCGUUUAUCCACGUUGCAUCUUCACUUCCGGGAGUAUCAGCAACGGAGAUAACUGAAGUUUCGAUUUGAGGUAAUGGCCGAAGAGCAGGAGAAAACCGAAGCAGAACUAAAGAAAAAUCCUAAAAAACGCAGGAAGCAUGCUUUUCCCUAUGGCAAUUAUCAAAAUUACUAUGGCUACCGGGUAGGUCAAAAUUUGGUUGAAGAUCCUCGUUUAAAGGUUUUCAAGAAAGAAUGGUUUGAAGGCAAGGAUUGCCUGGAUAUUGGAUGCAAUAAUGGGAUAGUUACCAUACAGAUAGCUAGAAGGUUUAAUUGCCGGAGUAUUCUUGGUGUUGAUAUUGAUUCUGAUCGAGUUGAAGAUGCUUAUUGGAAUCUUAGAAGGGCAACAAGACUGGGUGAUGGGAACCCUAAUAAUGGUAAGCGUGGUGCUUCCAGAGCUUCAAGGAUAGAUUUAGAAGCUUGUACAAGUAUUUCUUCUUCCAAAGAACAUGAUCUCCAUACCGUUGUCUCCUUCAAACGGCAGAAUUUUAUAUUCAGUCACCAUCCACCUGAGAAGCGUUAUGAUACCAUUCUUUGUUUGAGUGUGGCAAAGUGGAUUCAUCUAAACUGGGGAGAUGAUGGCUUAAUUACAUUGUUUUCCAAGAUUUGGAAACUGCUUAACCUGGUGCUUAAUCGUCAUACAUGCGGUGGCAUUCUUGUUUUGGAGCCUCAACCUUGGAAGUCUUAUGAAACCAACUAUAGUGUUUCCGAGACAACUAAAAUGAACUUCAAGACAAUAAAGAUCCGUCCAGAAGAGUUCCAAGAGAUACUCCUAGACAAGAUUGGAUUCAGAACAGUUGAAGCCUUAACCCUCGGCUUGUCAGACAGCAAUUCAGGAGGAUUCAAUAGACCAAUUUUAGUUUUCCAGAAGUAAGUUGGUAGUAAUCUGGACAUCUGAACCAAAUACAGAAGCCAUCAGCUGCUCUUUUUUGUUUUUGUCGAGUUCAACAUGUGGGGUUGGAAAGAUUCAAGCUUUCGACCUCUGAAUCAAGGGUAUUUGCCGUGCCAGAUUGGAUCUGUAGAUUUAGUUGUGAUAUAAUAGUAGUGGAUCUCUUUAACUUAUGCAUAGGCGUCUUUUGAAGGCUUGUUGUAAGCUUCUGGUUUUUGAUGUUUACGUAAUUAUCCUUAUUAACGAUUUGAUCCAUUAUGUAUAUUAUUAUUCAUAUACUCUUCUUUUAUCAUUUUCA